Messenger RNA from Marchantia polymorpha subsp. ruderalis, 2501 nucleotides. NCBI's taxonomy places the organism in Eukaryota, Viridiplantae, Streptophyta, Marchantiopsida, Marchantiales, Marchantiaceae. The record is from the annotation of a GenBank genome assembly.
GAGGAGAGCAGAGAAGUGGGCUGGGCCAGCGGGAGCCUAGAGCAAUUGACCAAAAGCUGCAAGGGCCUGGAAGAGCAAUAAAGAAGGAUGAAUGAGUGAGGCCUGGGGGUGCAUAAAGCAGAGCACGGCUGACAGGGUGGCAGAGCGAAAUAAUCCAUGUCGAAUGAAGUCGGUAACCAAUAUUUUACAGCAUGUCAUAACAGGAAUAUAUGUCGGUGUAGGAGGAGGAGGUGCACUUUCUGAAGACCACGUACCGAACGAACGCAUUGUGAUGAAUCGCCAUCACCAUCGCAUCUCAUCUCAUCUCGACAACAGCAGCAGCAGCAUCAUCAGCUGCGGCUGCUGCUACUGCCUCUCGCUGUUGCUGGAGCAGAUGGAGACGGGGCUCCAUGAGAACAGAUGUCUUAUUUCCUCUACGCAAGGAGAAACUACGGUCUAAUCUAAUUCUGAGCAUAAAUCCUUCCGAGAAAAGCGCAAUGGAUAGGAGUCUCACCACCCAUAGCCACAGACUCGAAUGCAUACCUCUCGGACCCGACUGUCUUUCUGGCCGUCUGUGCGUGUAUGUGCGUGUGCGCGUGCGAGGGGAGUAUAUGAAAUCUUGAUACAGCUGGUCUUCAUUUAUCCAUGGACUUACAGUACAUCUUUUUUGUGCUCCACUUUUGACCGAGCAGCAGCAGCCCAGCAGCAGCCCGAGCUCAGCAGCCGCAGCUACUGCCGCAGGGUCGUACUCUACACCAUAAACUUGACAACCCGGCAGGUCAGAUGUACAAUGUACAAUCUUCUGCAAAAGUACAGGAAACAACUGGUGUACACGACAUUGUGUGAGUGCAGAAACGUGUUACUAAAUAGGCCUCCAUUGCGGUGUGUAUAGAAUGUGGUGUGCCAGGCGCCUCGGAGUAAAAGACAGGAGAAUCAAUCACAUGGGCUGUACUGUGCUCGUUUCGUCAGAAGGCGUAGUCUUAACUCCAUGAUGGAUAAACAUGCUUACGCUCGCCUAAAUGAGUGACUCCUUCUCCUUCUGUUUCCUUUUGAUCCAUUCAAAGAGAAAGAGGGGGAGUGCGUCGUUGUUGUUGUUGGUGGUGGUGGUGUGUGAGUGUGUAUGUCUGUGGACUCUCUCGAGGACUUUUUAACUGCUGGCGGAAUGAUGUGCUUUGUGAUCAUGAGACUCGACUUCGAUGAAUGCGGUAAUCGUACUUGGCUCAUCUCUCUCUCUCUCUCUCGGGGUCGAGCUCAUCUGCUCCUCAUUAUCUGGAUCGAGCAUGAUCCGGGCCCGGAUUAAAUUAUGGUCCAGCAUCAUAUUAGCCAUGAACUCGAGGUUCAGUACAGCGGCCGGGUUCAUGCACAGGUCAGAGGGUGAGUCAUAAUCCGGGGAAUCGUUAUCAACAAAUCAGAUGUACAACACAAUAACACUGGUAGCGUAGCAUCAGCUGAAUCGUAGCCAAGCGAACAGACAGCGAUCGAAGAGGAGAGAGUGCAGUACGAGGCAACACCGAGCGCUCGGCUGCUCACUUGCCAAGAUCAUGUGCGCUCACAGUCGAAGCAUUUGCAGAGAGUCCUUGCGGGGUGCUGAUAACUAGCGAUGGGGCAUUUGUGUCUAUCUUAGCUGCUGCUCGCACCGCGCAAGUACAAGUAAGUAAGACAAGAAUGACAUGAAUACACCAUCGUCCUUGCUCGAUAGCUGUAGCCUCUCACAGCCACUUUUGGCAUCUUCAGUACUUCCGAAUUCCAGUCCUACUUCGCUACCAUUCCAUUCGGUUGUGAUGCAAGCAACCUGAACAAGAAGAGAUCGUCACUCGACCUGUGUCAUGCUUAUGGGCUAGACCCCCAUGGUAUGUACGAGCGCAAGCGGACACUUUUGCUUUAUCAUGAUUGUACAAUCCAGCGGACCAGUGCCCGAGCCAAUUAUAGUGCCUCUAUCUCACCCAAGUACAUGCAGUCCAUAUGUCAUUUGCUUUUCAUAGAUCAUUGCCAAAAUGGACCUCCUCCGAUUGCGUCUCACGAUACAUGCUCCAAACAAGGCGGGCGCCAUUGCGAGCUGUGUCGCUGGGGGCGCUGGCUACCCACGUAUUCCACAACAUCCAUCCUUUUGCCAGCUGCAGGAGACAUGUGGGAAGGGAAGCCAUGGUCCGACUCUCCAGCCGCAGUACUAGACCAGUAGCCAGUACUUCCCGGCCAAGUACCUUGAAAUCCAACACCAAUUUGCUAUCGGCCGCUCAUGCUACUACGACCAUGGAUCGAAAUGAGUAGUGAAUAUUGCCUGCUGGGCUUACAUGCACAUCCAUGUAAAGUUUCGAGAAAAGAUCUAGCGCUCAGUCGUUCGUUAAGCAGAACUCCAGCAGUCAGUUGUCUCUUUCUGCUCCACACUCACUCAAUCCCUCCCCCCAGCUCUAAACUGUACCCGCGAGUCCUGCCCACUGUACUUGUACAUUUGUGCACCGUACCUCCUGAAUUCAUGUGACAGUGGGUAUCAUACGCUGGAGCUUCCAGGCAAGGCGGAGGAC